AUGUACAACAGCCUUCUUGACAUUGUUCCUAACACGACUACCGGCACCUGGGCUACCCAGGGUUAUGCCGACGAUACCUUGGUUAUGAUGUCCAAUAAAAACAGCCAUAAAACUUUCGAACCUUCUCUGCUUUCUCGCAGGAAAAAACUGGGGCCUCAACAGCAAGAACUUAACAAAUAUCUAUCGCCUGGCCAUAGAGCCGGCCAUCCUUUAUGGCGCGCCCUUUUGGGGGUCGCAGUGGAUAAAGUUUACGUAAAGCGUAAGCUUCUAAAGGCUCAACGUGUCAGCCUCCUCAAAAUCACCAAGGCCUACAGGACUGCCCCCACAUCUGUCCUACAGGUGAUUACUGGCAUCCCUCCAAUACAUCUAAGCGUAAAGGCCAAUGCAGCUAGUUGGUAUCUUACCAACCUCAGUCUCUCAGAUCGUACGAAGACUGAGCUAAUAAGUUAUCUAAAUAUUGGCAUCCUUCCCAGCCUGGAUAUGCAACAAACCCUCAUGCUUAACCACAAGAACACCCAAGUUACUCUUCACAGGCAUUGCAGGCAUCCUGCUUUAUCUCCUACCGUCAAUCUUCUCACUGAUGCUAGUGUUUCCAACAUCAACAAUGCCAACACCAUCUUCACAGAUUGGUCUAAAUCAUUUUUUGGUACGGGUGCUGCCAUCGUGCACAGAAAUAGCAACUGUACACAUCCAGUCCACAAAAAGGGUUUUAAACUUGCAGAUCACUGCUCUAUUAUGCAAGCAGAACAGUACGCCAUCUACAAAGCAUUGGUCUACAUCAACAAUUCCAAUCAGCUCCACGGGAAGCAGGUCUGCAUCUGCUCUGACAGCCAGGCCGCUCUCUGGAGCAUAAGCAAGAAAACCCAGUGUAACUAUCUCCACCAACUCAUCAUAGACGAACUGAAGAAAAGCAAAAGCAACCUCGUCUACUUUUCGUGGACCCGCGCACAUCAAGGUGUAAUAGGAAAUGAGGAAGCAGAUGUGCUGGCUAAGGAGACAGCCACUUCUCCUGUUACACCAAGCUUUGAUGACAUCCCAACGGUGACUGUCAAAAAUCUCAUUAGAGAAACGCUCAUCCACAUGUGGCAGAGGGAAUGGGAAGAGGCGGACACUGGUAAGACUACCUUUAAAUUCCUGCCUAACAUUUCCAACCGUCUCUCUCUCAACCACAUAAAUGGCAACCAUUUCACCAGCCAACUCCUCACUGGCCAUGGGAACUUUCGCCAAUAUCUCAACAGAUUCCACCACAGCGAUACCCCCUUCUGUCAGUGUGACAAUGGUGCUAUAGAGGAUCCCCUGCACUUCAUUUUUGAUUGCAACCUCUAUGACACACAGAGGGAUCAACUCAUUCACAAAGCCCUCAUUGAAGGAUUCAACUGGCCCUGCACGCCCGAUCUCCUCAUCAACAACAGUGCCACCUACAAUGGACUUAUCGAUUUUAUCCGGGAAACCGGCGCCUUAAAUCCAAACUUUACCAACCGGCAUCAGACAAGGGACUCUUCACACGACAGUUGA
Messenger RNA from Centruroides sculpturatus (bark scorpion), 1515 nucleotides. RefSeq lists its product as uncharacterized. The record is from RefSeq and is a predicted model, not a curated record. Gene Ontology annotation, molecular function: RNA-DNA hybrid ribonuclease activity; nucleic acid binding. The coding region runs from base 1 to 1515 and encodes 504 amino acids. The transcript is spliced from 2 exons. Lineage: Eukaryota; Metazoa; Arthropoda; Arachnida; Scorpiones; Buthidae.